AUGACCAUCGCAGCAGUUCCAACCGGCGAGCAAGAGCUCACCAAGCCGAUGCACGGUAGAUCUGCGACUGAACGCAAUGCUUUUCUUUCAAUGCUACGCAAAGAUGGACAGGCCCACCGUCUUGUUACAGACGAAUACAUCAAACGCUGGACCGAGGACAGCGACGAAGCACGAAAGUCCAGACAAGAAUCUUACAUGUCCUUGGUGAACAACUACUACGACUUGGCGACUGAUCUGUAUUGCGAAGGCUGGGGAGAGUCAUUCCAUCUCUGUCGUUUUGCUCCCAAGGAAUCCUUGGUGCAGGCACUAGCUCGCCAUGAGCAUUACCUGGCCCACAUGAUUGGCAUCAAAGACAAUCAUACCGUACUCGACGUGGGUUGUGGUAUCGGUGGGCCAGCAAGAGAAAUUUCCACAUUCACCGGCUGCAAAGUCGUUGGAGUGAACAACAAUGGCUAUCAAAUCCAGAGAGCCACUGCACUUACAGCCAAGCGUGGUCUUUCCGAGAAGGUUUCUUUCGUCCAGAACAACUUCAUGGUAAGUUUAGCUGCUAUCAGGCUCGGAGCAGCGCAUACUCACGUCAGUACUGUANNGCAUUUGAGCUUCCCAGACAGCACUUUCGACGCCAUCUAUGCCAUCGAAGCUACUUGUCAUGCUCCAGACCUCGAAGGCGUUUACUCGCAAAUGUACCGUGUCGCCAAACCAGGAGCAGUAGUCGGCAUCUACGAGUGGGUAAUGACAGACCGCUACAACGAGAGCGACCCAGCUCACCGUGCAAUUCGUCAUGGUAUCGAGCGCGGAAAUGGUAUCUCCAACAUGGUGACCAGGAAGGAGGCACAGCAAGCCUUUUUGAAGGCAGGCUUUACCCUGUUACAUGACGAGGACUUGGCGGGGCGCAGGGAUGCAAGACCUUGGUAUGCUCCGCUGAGUGGCGACAUCAACUAUGCUACCGGGGUUUUGGACGUGAUCAGUGCAUUGCGUAUGACCAAGGCUGGUCGAUUUGCGAUGGAGACGCUGCUCUCAACACUCGAACGAGUCAGGAUGGCACCUCCCGGUACAGUGGAGACUGCCAGAGAGCUGUCGGCUGGUGCUGAUGCUCUGGUUGCUGGUGGAAAGGAACGUCUCUUCACUCCAAUGUACCUCAUGACUGGAAGAAAGCCAAUGUAA
This is a messenger RNA of Aureobasidium vineae, 1164 nucleotides long. NCBI's taxonomy places the organism in Eukaryota, Fungi, Ascomycota, Dothideomycetes, Dothideales, Saccotheciaceae. The record is from the annotation of a GenBank genome assembly.